AAACUAACGUCUAUGAAGAAAAAAUGAGAACGAGAAAUGGAGGGAAGGGAAAAAAAAAAAAGAAGAGGUCGGCGAGUUGCUGUCCCAACUGCCCUUGGCAGAUACAAUGUCACGAUAUAUGACUUCCCUGGUAGCCACGUGUCCAUCUGAAUCAUCUACACUCUCCACGUAACCCCCUCUCGCUUUACACUCUCUCCUUUAUGACACUUGUUAACGCCACCAAAAUUCUCUGUUUUCUCAAUUUCCCAUGACAAAACGACCAAUUUCCCUGUUCUACUCUUUUUCUUACUCUGCCACAUUAUUUUAGCCACCUCUUAUGGAGGUUCCAGUGGGGUUUCUGGCCAAUCUAUGGAGCUUCAUCUCAUUCUUCCCUUUCUUCUUAUUGCUCUUCACCCUUGGCCUCCUCAAAGCUGCAAUAAUAGGGCCAAUCGUGGUAGCUAUCGUUGUGGUUGGGAAUUCAGCUGUAAUAAUUGGUCUUUGGCCUGCUCAUUUUAUCUGGACUUACUACUGUGUGGCAAGGAGCAAGAGACUUGGAUUGGUUCUGAAGGUUCUUGCGUUGGUAUUACUGCCAGUCCCCUCGGUCCUCUGGCCAUGUCUUGGGAUUGUUGCAAGUGUUUUGGGUGGAAUUGGGUAUGCGCUUUUUGCUCCCCUUAUUGCAACAUUUGAAGCUAAGGGCAAGAAUUUCACUGAAAAAAUCUUCCACUGCUUUGCUGAUGGUUGUUGGUCUACCAUCAAGGGAAGCUGCAUUGUGGUUCUAGAUUUAAUAGACUUUUGCUUCCACUCUUAUUUCUCCUACAUGGAUGAAUUAGUUGCGCAAAUACCUGCUGAGGAAAAGCCAAUGGAGAUCAAAGUGUCAAAAUUGCCAAGCUGUUUGUUAGUCUGCCUGAUUGGUGUCGCAGCCGAUGUCCCUUUGAUUACAGCUGUUGCUUUGUGGAAAAGCCCUUACAUGUUGUUUAAAGGUUGGAAGAGGCUUUUAGAAGACUUGAUUGGCAGAGAAGGACCUUUCUUAGAGACAGUUUGUGUGCCGUUUGCUGCUCUUGCCAUUAUCUUAUGGCCUCUGGCUGUUGUUGGAGCAGUGAUGGGUGCAAUUGUCUCUAGUUUCUUUCUGGGGCUAUACAGUGGAGUUGUUGUUCAUCAGGAAGACUCACUCUGCCUGGGACUUGCAUUUGUCAUAUCGGUGGUAUCCUUGUUCGAUGAAUAUGUAAAUGACUUACUGUAUUUGAAAGAGGGAUCCUGCCUCCCGAGGCCUAAUUACAGUAGAGACAUGAGCUCCGGAUCAGUCAGAAGCAAGCUAGAUGACAGCCGUGACAAUGAGUUGAGGAAUGGAAAUGAAUGCUCAAUUACUUCAAAACUAGAGAGAGAUGGCUCAUUCACUUCAAAACUUGUCUCGGAAGGUUCGAGAACAUUGAAAUGGGCAAUUCAACAGUAUAAACCAAUGCAGGUGUGGGACUGGCUAUUUAAAUCUUGUGAGGUGAAUGGCAGGAUACUCAUUCACGAUGGUCUGAUAAAUCUCAAGGACAUCGGAGAAUGCAUUUUAACGGGUGAUUGUAAGAAGUUGGGGGUGAAACUGCCUGCUUGGUCUAUAUUACAAUGUCUGCUUAGAUCAGCCAAGUCCAACUCAUCGGGGUUGAUGAUCUCUGAUGAUGUGGAGCUGACGAGGAGAAAUGGACCCAAAGACAAGGUGUUUGAGUGGUUUAUUGGACCCUUGUUGAUCAUGAAAGAACAAAUAAAGGCUCUCCAGUUGCAUGAGAAUGAAGAAAACUGUCUGAAAGAUUUGCUCAUGAGGGGCAAAAAUUAUAAACCCGAGGAGUGGGACAAAACUUGCUUCCCGUCCACUGAUAAUGUUAGGAGAGCUCAAUUACAAGCUAUAAUUAGAAGACUGCAGGGCCUUGUAGCGUCAAUUUCUCGCAUACCGACAUUCAGGCGCCGAUUUAGGAAUCUUGUGAAGGUGUUAUAUUUGGAAGCACUUCAAGAUAGUGCUUCAGCUGACCGCAUGGGAGGCAUCUUGGAACCCAGGUAUGGAAAUGGAAACGGGAGCUCGAUUCAGAGGGACGAAACUCAAAACAGGGCAACCGAGUACAGUACGAACAACACCGUGGAUAUAGUUUGAUAAAGAAUGACCUUCAUGCUGCUUGAAGAAUACCAUUUCCAUUUGCUGUUUGUUUGAGAAGAAGAGGACUUCCAGCUUGGGUUCAUAAAGAGCACUUACCAUCUAUAUACAGGCUUCUCUGAGAAGCAGAGAAACUAAUAUUGAACCUCACAACUUUGGUUCAGAGUUUUAGCCUUGUACUAAAAAUUUUACCACUCAUUUCUUACUUUCUUUCUUUAUGAGACGUGUACAUUGAAAAUCAUGGGGAUACAGAGAUUGAAGAAAACCUUAUAAAGGAGAUUUGUAAGCAA
Humulus lupulus (European hop) is the source of this 2400-nucleotide messenger RNA. RefSeq lists its product as uncharacterized. Gene Ontology annotation, biological process: vegetative to reproductive phase transition of meristem. The coding region runs from base 317 to 2110 and encodes 597 amino acids. The transcript has 10 exons. Lineage: Eukaryota; Viridiplantae; Streptophyta; Magnoliopsida; Rosales; Cannabaceae. The record is from RefSeq and is a predicted model, not a curated record.